AUGAACAACAUGAUGCAGCGCUCUCCCCGUCCCCACCCGCUCGCCCUCUCCUCGCCCCCUCCCCCUACCCCCCCGCCCCUCCCAUCCCCUCACACCCCCAUUCCCCCUCGCCCUCCCCUCGCGGCCCCCCUCUCCUCGCCCGCUCCUCACGCGGUCCAGGCGUGGCACGAGAUUCUCACCAUGAUACGCCGCGACUUCCUUUUCUUUCGAGUCGACUCAAGAGCGUGGCACGACAUUCUCACCAUGAUUCGCCGCGACUUCCCCUUCUUCAACCGCACCAACGGCCGAGAUCACUUCGGCACAAGCACGUUCGAUCACGGCCGUUGCCACGCGUUGACCUGGGUCAACCCAGACCUGUACGGCGAGAUGUUCUUCGUGAUGCUCAACGGGGACCGCCUCGCGCGCACCAUCCACGCGUCCAAGGAGAGGAACUUGCAGAUCAUAGGUUACACCUACAACGCACCACUGCAGAAGCAGUUCCCCGACAUUCCAUGCUACAUGCCCGACCGAGACAUUGUCGUGCCUGCCUUUAUCGGCGACCAGAUACCCAUGGUGUCACCCUUCACCGGCAACCGCCCCAUGCGGGCCAUCUUCCGUUUCUCCGCAAAGCAAGGCCACAACGCGCCCCUCAUGCACCACGGCCAUGACCUGCGCCCCGAGCUGCUCGCUAUGUACCAGAAGCAGCGCAUCAAGGGGUGGAGCUUCGCAGCCAAGGGGGAAUACCAGACGAACAAGGAGUGGCAGAAAGCCGUCUUCUGCAUCUGCCCGUCUGGCCACUCCCAGUGGACCAGCCGCCCCUUCAAGGCGCUCAUGUCAGGGUGCAUCCCAGUGACGUUUUUCCGAGACCACGACAAUCCCUGGGACGAUGAGCUGGACUACUCCUCCUUCUCCAUCAACAUCGAUCCGGACGACAUUGCUUCGCUGCGCUCCCGCCUUGAGUCCGCCCCUGUGGAACAGCUGCAGCGUGGCGUGGAGAGAGUGCAGAACAUGUUCAAGUGGUCGCGGACACACACACGGGGGGCGGAGUCUGAGCUUCUUAAGAGGGCCGUUCCCCAAGGGGGGAAGGGGACCGAGGGUCCCGUGCUGGCCAGAGGGCCGUUCCCCAAGGGGGGAAGGGGACCGAGGGUCCCGUGCUGGCCAGAGGGCCGUUCCCCAAGGAGGGAAGGGGACCGGGGGUCCCGUGCUGGCCAGAGGGCCGUUCCCCAAGGGGGGAAGGGGACCGAGGGUCCUGUGCUGGCCAGAGGGUCGUUCCCCAAGGGGGGAAGGGGACCGAGGGUCCCGUGCUGGCCAGAGGGCCGUUCCCCAAGGGGGGAAGGGGACCGAGGGUCCCGUGCUGGCCAGAGGGCCGUUCCCCAAGGGGGGAAGGGGACCGAGGGUCCCGUGCUGGCCAGAGGGCCGUUCCCCAAGGGGGGAAGGGGACCGAGGGUCCCGUGCUGGCCAGGGGCCAGAGGGCCCAUCGUCGCCCUAUGGAAGGUGGACAGUUCAGGUUGA
Molecule: messenger RNA, 1491 nt
Organism: Closterium sp. Naga37s-1
Lineage: Eukaryota; Viridiplantae; Streptophyta; Zygnematophyceae; Desmidiales; Closteriaceae
Source: the annotation of a GenBank genome assembly